This is a messenger RNA of Pelobates fuscus (common spadefoot toad), 2178 nucleotides long. RefSeq names its product vitamin D3 hydroxylase-associated protein-like. The record is from RefSeq and is a predicted model, not a curated record. Gene Ontology annotation, molecular function: fatty acid amide hydrolase activity; amidase activity. Lineage: Eukaryota; Metazoa; Chordata; Amphibia; Anura; Pelobatidae. Gene Ontology annotation, biological process: fatty acid catabolic process. Bases 317 to 2095 code for a protein of 592 amino acids. The transcript is spliced from 16 exons.
AAUAAAGCUGUGGCCAUUGCCCUUACCCAUAUCAAGUGUUAUUGUGUCUUUAUUGGGCAAUGGGUGGUUGGGGGUAUUCUGUUCAUCACUCAUGUCUGCAGUCAUUUCCACAAAACUAUACAUCAGGCUAUGUUUAAAGAGAACUUGGGGAGAAACCUUUGGGCUUAAACAGCUCGUGAACAGUUUAACCCGUAAAGGUUGAGUCGUUGGUUCUAUCGCCCCCUCCUCCACCAAUAAAUAACACUGUGAUCCUCCCAGAAAUAUUAAGAACUUGGAACACUCCGCAUCGACUCGGAGCAAGAAGUAUCAGUUGGGGAUGGAUCUCAGCCUUCUACUUGACAAGUGGAAGCAGGUGCUUUCUGAGCAUAACUGGCAGUGGAAAGUCCUUGCUACCGUAGGAUGCAUCUUGGUUGCCACCAUUUAUGGUCCAAAAUGGAACAGGAAGAGGAGAUUUCUCAAGAAAGUGAAACAGGAGAGAGAAAGGAGAGCGAAAAGUGUGCAGUUCAUGGAAGGAAAAGUUACGAAGUUCAAGAAACAGGGUUCCGGAGCAGAUUGUAGAAGAAUUCUAAACAUGUCUUUGCCUGAACUUGUAAAGGAAUUGCACGAUGGAUCUGUUCCCGUGGAAAGCGUUCUGUACUCCUAUGUUAACAAGGCUCUAGAAUUGGACAAAGAUCUCAAUUGCGUGACUGUUUUUCUCACCGAUUGUGAAGCUCAAAUCGAGGAGUUAAAAAGGAUAAAAACAAAAGGUCCAUUGUAUGGUGUGCCCAUCUCUAUAAAAGAACACAUUGGUUAUAAGGGACAUCCCUCCACAUGCGGCCUGGCGCAAUACAUUGAUGAGCUUGAGACUGAGGACAGUGUCCUUGUUAAAGUUUUGAAGAAACAAGGCGCGAUUGUGUUUGCCAAGACUAAUGUACCACAGACUUUAAUAUGCUAUGAGAGCAGCAACCCAAUAUAUGGGUUAACCUGCAAUCCACACAACCAAUCGAAGGGCUCCGCUGGCUCUACGGGUGGUGAGGGAGCACUGAUUGGAGGAGGAGGGUCCGUCUUGGGAUUUGGCACGGAUCUUGGUGGAAGUAUUCGUUUGCCAUCCAGCUUCUGUGGAAUAACCGGGUUUAAACCAACACCAAACAGACUAAGUACUCUUGGUAUUCGUCCCUGCAUUGACGGCCUCCGAUCAGUUUUGCUCUGUGUUGGACCCAUGGCCAGAGAUGUGGACAGCCUGGUUCUGUGCAUGAAGGCUGUUCUUUGUGAUGAGAUGUUCAAGCUGGACCCAACAGUACCACCUCUUCCUUUCAAUGACAAGGUCUACACCGAAUCCAAGCCCCUACGUGUGGGGUACUACGAGACCGAUGGCUUUACAUUGCCAAAUCCUGGUAUGAGACGAGCAGUAUUAGAAAUCAAAUCUCUCCUGGAGGCGGCAGGACACACUCUUGUCCCAUUCACCCCUCCUCGACUUGAUUAUGUGAAAUAUGAAUUGUUCCUUAAAGCCAUGCUGGGUGAUGGAGGGAAAACAUUAAAGGAAAAACUAGACCAGAACAUUUGUGACCCAAAUCUUAAAGAUCUGAACAUAGUUGUCAGCACCCCAGGAUUUCUGAAAAAGCUUUUGUCAUUUGUCCUAUGGCCCUUGUACCCAAGGAUCUCAAAGUUCAUUAAUGCAACACGAGGCGCAAGCUCCGUGAAAGACCACUGGCAUCAUCAAACUGCAUUGCAGGAAUACCAGACUGAAUUCAUUGCGGAGUGGAGAAAGCUGGACCUAGAUGUCAUUCUCUGUCCUAUGUUGGGACCAGCCUUUAAUAUUGGAUAUGCAAAAAGUCUGCUAGUCGCCAUUUCAACCACCAUGUUGUACAAUGUACUGCAGUUCCCAGCGGGAGUUGUCACUGUGACCUCUGUCACCGAGGAAGAUGAGGCUGAACUGAAGAACUACAAGGGCCACUAUAAUGAUCCUUUUGACAGGCUCUUUAAAGAGGCUGUAUCGGGAGGAGUGGGACUUCCUCUGUCUGUGCAAUGUGCGGCUCUGCCGUAUCAGGAUGAACUGUGCCUGCGCUUCAUGAAAGAGGUGGAGACCCUGAACAGAGCCCACAAAAACAUCAAAUAAAAUGUUUUGUGUCCGAAUGACUUUAACGAGACCAUACAGUACUGCUAACCAUGAAUUGUCUAAUAAAGCAAAUAUGGAAAAUC